Molecule: messenger RNA, 2141 nt
Organism: Spea bombifrons (plains spadefoot toad)
Lineage: Eukaryota; Metazoa; Chordata; Amphibia; Anura; Pelobatidae
Gene: AATF
Product: apoptosis antagonizing transcription factor
Exons: 12
Coding region: 7-1521 (504 amino acids)
Biological process (GO): regulation of transcription by RNA polymerase II
Cellular component (GO): nucleolus; nucleus
Source: RefSeq, a predicted model, not a curated record
UUAAACAUGGCGUCUUCCAUAUCGCACGAGCUGGAGAAUUUGUUAAAUCCACAGCCUAGCUUUUACGACCCCGAGGACGAUCAGGAUGAAGCUACUGUUGCUAAAGUCAUUGACAGAUUUGAUGAAGGUGAAUUCGAAGCAGAUUCUAACUCCAUUGUGAGUCUGAGGAAAAGAAUUCCAACCUCCCUAUCUGAUACAGAUAAGCGCUACUCUGGUAAAGUUACAUCUCGGAAAGACUUGAAAGCAGAAUUAGGAGAGAAUUUCUCAGAUGAUUCUGAUGAAGAAGUUGAUGAGGACUCUAUUGCUGAAGGAGAAAGCAAUGAUGGUGGGACUGACCAUGAAGAUGGAGAGAGUGAAGAGGAAUUUGAGGACAACCAAAGCACAGCACAGGAAACGGAUGAUGAAAUAUCUGACACCAAUGCAAACCAACAGAAUUUGGAAGAUGAUGAUGAUGAUGAUGAUGGAGUAAUGACUAUGUCUAAGGAGAAAAUCUCCAAGGAUGUUGAGAAGGGACAAGCUAUUCGCAACCAAAUGGGUAUAUGGGAUCACCUUCUAGAAGGACGAAUAAAAAUUCAGAAAGCCCUUCUAUUGGCUAAUCAGCUGCCUCAGUUGGAUGCAUUUGCAGCAUUUAAAAAGGAUGGUGGCGUGGAAUUUUCAAAGUCUCUAAAGAAUAAUUAUAAAGCUUUGAAAGAACUAAUGCGUUCUCUGGUAGACCUGCAAGAUGAACUUCUGUAUCAGUUUCCAGAAACAAAAUACCUCGUAGAUGGGAAAAAAUGCAAAGUAGACAGUGAUGAAGACAUUCCAAGUGACGAUGAAGAGGUUGAAACCGAAAAACCUGAGCGAAAAGGACCUCCUAAACGUAAAUUGGAAGUUGAUGAGUAUCCAGAAUUCAUGGCCAAACGGUUUGCAGACUUUAGAACAUACCGAAAUGGCACAUUACAGAAGUGGCACGACAAGACAAAAUUAACAGGAAAAAUUGGCAAGGGAUUUGGAGCUUUUGAACGAUCUAUACUGACGCAGAUCGAGCAGAUUAUGAUGGACAAAGAGAGGCUACUGAAACGGGCACACACUAAGCGAUCUCCUUAUAGGGUUCUAGGAAAACCCCAAGUUGACUCCCAUUCUGUGCCAGAAUCUGUUCCUGAUGAACCAAUGGAUAUCCAAACUGAAGGAAAAUCAAAUGCUCACCUGAAGGAUAUCGAUGAAGAAAUUUUUGACGAUGAUGAUUUUUAUCACCAGCUGCUGCGUGAACUGAUAGAGCGGAAAACCAGUUCCAUAGAUCCCAAUGAUCAAGUGGCGAUGGGCAGACAAUGGUUGGCAAUUCAAAAAUUACGGAGUAAAAUUAAGAAAAAGGUGGACACGAAAGCAAGCAAAGGAAGAAAAGUGAGGUAUCAUGUCCACAGCAAGUUGGUAAGCUUCAUGGCUCCUAUUGACCACAGCGCAAUGAAUGAUGAUGCCAGAACUGAGCUUUACCAGUCCUUAUUUGGGAAAAUAAAACACUUAGAAGAGGAGAAGCAAAUGUAACAAAAGCAAAAGUGGCUGAUGAAAGAAGAUGCCUUUCCGUGUCAUUAACCAAUAUUCGUCAUUUGCUGUAAAUAUAUGUACAUUAUGCCUACAUCUCUUCCAUAUAUACAACUUUGACCUUUCCAUGCUGCAGCUUUCUCAUAAUAAACAGUCAAGUAUACGUAUGUAUGUUUGAGUGCCCCGUAAACAUCUUUACUGUUUUACUGGAACCACAUGAGACUCCCUACGUUAGGGACACCACAUCUACCAUUUAUUCUCCAGGACACAUACAUUGUACAUGUUACUGACCAGCACCACCCUGCGUUCAAUAGGAUGUGUGUUUUAUUCCCUUCAAAUGCAUAUUACAACGUUGUUGUAAAAAAAAAAAAUGUGCGAAAAUGUUUUCAUAUAUUUAAACAGUGUUUGCCACAGCGAGCACUAUACAGAAAAAUGACUGAAUUUCAGCAAUACCAAUAAAUUAGGUGAUUUUGCUAUUUUAAUUUCUGGCUUAAAUCAUAAUUGCACAUUGGUUGUUGGCCUUUUCUGUUCAAAAUCAUAUUUCAUGUAUACUUUUUUUUUAAUGCAUACAGCAAUCAAAUGUACAGCAUUGUUUUUAAAAUAGAAUGAAAUGGAAAAUAUAG